AUGAAGGCCAACUGUACAAGGAGGAUUUUGAAGGAUAUCCAAGAACAGGGGAAAUUGACGGCUGAGGAAGUGAAACAGCUCUUAGAAUCUCUACUCGCGAAUAUUCUCAGAUUUUUCGUUCUCUACUGUGUACAUGGCCUCAGAGACCAAGUGUCGACCAAAUUAUCGAAUACUGGCGAAGUUAUGUACCGGCUGAAAUAUCCGGCUGAAAUGAGUACUGUGUCUACAGUAGCUCAGUCAGAUGAGAUCACUCACUUGCCUGUCCCACAAAUCGUGGAACUUGUUCUCGGAGAAGCGCUUCAUAGUCAAAUUUCUCAUAGAUACGGUUGCGCUGUAUUCCGUUUUAUUUGUAAUUUUAUUUUCAGGAGGCUAUCCAUGAAGAUACGUCAACGGAAAGGAAGUAAGAUUCUCUCGUCAACGGAUGUGGACAGUCAUCUUUAUAUGAUUUUCACAAUAUUUCAAGAUUGGGCCCUGCUAAUGAAGAUUAAACAGCUGCGGAUAAUACUUAGGGAUAACAUGCGUGAACUGAAACCUGGAGACUAUGAGCAAAAAUUAUGGAGCUCACGAGAUUGCCACCAUGGACCAGCCAAGUUCUAUUGGAACAUAUCCGAGUUCUGCGAGAAUGGUGACAGCUUACAGUUUUGUGUGAAUCCUUCCCUUAUUGAAGUCAAGGAUCAAGAUGAUAAACCGAAGACCAAAAAGAAGAAACAGCAGAAGGUUUCUCAGCGAGCUUCUGGUCAGGAUACAGGAGCUAGCUCGUCUGCAGUCCCGGCGGAAGACUCGGCGUACACAAGCGCUACAGGAGCAUGCGUCAGCAGUGGCGUAGCAUCCUACUCGGUAAUUGUAAGUUCUUCUGCACUCAUGCAACCACCGUAG
Molecule: messenger RNA, 876 nt
Organism: Ostertagia ostertagi
Lineage: Eukaryota; Metazoa; Nematoda; Chromadorea; Rhabditida; Trichostrongylidae
Source: the annotation of a GenBank genome assembly